Neolamprologus brichardi is the source of this 804-nucleotide messenger RNA. The record is from RefSeq and is a predicted model, not a curated record. NCBI's taxonomy places the organism in Eukaryota, Metazoa, Chordata, Actinopteri, Cichliformes, Cichlidae.
AAAACUCUAAUCAUUCACGCGCUCCGUCCACAGAUGCACAUGUUCAUCGCCCGCUAUUGUGACCUGCUCAACGUCGUGAUCUCGUGCGAUGGCUGUGAGAGGAUGGCACCUUGGCACCGCUACCGAUGUCUGCAGUGCAUGGACAUGGACCUCUGCAAGACCUGCUUCCUCAGUGGUGCGAAGCCUGAAGGCCACGAGGACGAUCAUGAGAUGGUAAACAUGGAGUACGCCUGCGAUCAUUGCCAGGGGCUUAUUGUCGGCAGCAGGAUCAACUGCAACGUGUGUGAAGACUUUGACCUGUGCUUCGGUUGUUACCACGCAAAGAAGUAUCCUGACAGCCACCUGCCCACCCAUCGGAUCACCGUGUACCCCAUGGUGACCAUACGGAUCAGCGAUCGCCACCGCCUCAUCCAGCCCUACAUCCACAACUACUCUUGGCUGCUGUUUGCUGCUUUGGCCCUGUACACGUCCGAGCUGAGCAGCGAGAAGCAAACGGGUGGAGACGCGUUGGACUGCGACGCUCUGAACGUGGCCAAAGCCCUGCAGACCCACUGCUCCCAGCUCAUCACGGACUGCCUGCUCAAAGGACAGACUGGCAAAGGUUUCCGUUCCUCUGCUUUGCUCGCUCUUCUGUCCACCAAUGACUCUGCUUCUGACAGCGAGCUGUGUCCAGUCUCUCCCGAGUCCUCUCAAGAGCUCAGCACAGCCACGGACACCUCCUCGCUCCCGGGAAGCACAGCAGCGAUCUGCUCUCCUUCAUCUCCUAAGCACAAGGUGGGGAAUGCAGCUCGUGUUCAAAGAUAA